Messenger RNA from Phoenix dactylifera (date palm), 1743 nucleotides. RefSeq names its product GDP-fucose transporter 1-like. Lineage: Eukaryota; Viridiplantae; Streptophyta; Magnoliopsida; Arecales; Arecaceae. The record is from RefSeq and is a predicted model, not a curated record.
GAGGGGUUUUGCGAUCGGAGCGGGAUUUUUCGAUAUGGGAGGGUCGACCGCCCAGGGGCCGACAACAUCGAACGAGCGAGGGUUAAGGUUUUGAAGCUCGCCAUUGACCGCUUGCGGAGCUCCCGAAGGCAAGAGCGGCUCGGAUUCCUUGCGCUCGACCCUCGGAUCUUGAUGCGCUUUCCCUUACUCUGCAGCCGCGGUAGGUUUCCAUUCCUUUUUCUUCAGAUCUAGAAUCGAGAAAUUUUGGUGAUUUCCAGCUGUUCGAGCUCGCAUUCCCGCCAAAUCUAGCGGAUCGGGAGGAGAGUCUCCGAGCCGGCGAAAUUGUCCUGGAUUCUGCUCACUUUCGUUGGGAUCGGCAGUUUUAUCGAAUCCAUCAGUUUGAAAUCUUGAAUCCGAGGUAUGUGGACGGAAACUCAAGAUUUCAACUCAAACAGUUUCUAAUUCUUGCCGUCGCAGAGUCCACGAUCAUGGCGGCCAUCAGAUUGGAAGCGCAAUACUAUGCGACCAGUAGCCUUGUUGUAGGAUAUGCUCUCUGUUCUAGCUUGCUGUCCAUCAUAAACAAGUUUGCCAUCACAAAGUUCAAUUACCCUGGCCUUUUAACUGCAUUGCAGUACUUGACCUCUUCUCUUGGUGUUUGGGUUCUCGGAAAAUUAGGGCUUCUUUACCACGACCCCUUCACCUUUGAGACUGCCAAGAAAUUCUUUCCUGCGGCCACCAUCUUCUACCUUGCCAUAUUCACCAACACCAAUCUCCUCCGCCAUGCCAAUGUCGAUACUUUCAUCAUGUUUCGAUCCCUGACUCCCCUCCUGGUCGCCAUUGCCGACACUUUCUUUAGAAAGCAGCCAUGCCCUACAAAGCUCACAUUCUUAUCUCUUGUAAUUAUAUUGGGGGGUGCGGUUGGGUAUGUGAUGACCGAUUCAGCAUUCACCCUCACCGCGUACUCUUGGGCUGUUGCUUAUCUGGUGACGAUCACCACUGAGAUGGUUUACAUUAAGCACAUGGUGACGAAUAUGGGGCUGAACACCUGGGGUUUUGUGCUCUACAAUAAUCUCCUGUCCUUGAUGAUGGCUCCGGUGUUUUGGUUUCUGACAGGGGAAUAUGCUGAUGUUUUCAGAGCUGUCGGGUCAAGUUCUGAGACUUUGUUUGGUUUUACUGCAUCCGUUGCUGUGUCCGUGUCUUGUGUUUUUGGAUUGCUCAUCAGUUUCUUUGGGUUUGCGGCAAGGAAGGCGAUCUCAGCUACAGCAUUUACGGUGACUGGUGUUGUCAAUAAGUUUCUCACAGUUGCUAUUAAUGUGUUGAUCUGGGAUAAACAUGCAAGUCCAGUUGGUUUGAUUUGCCUGCUUUUUACCCUUGUGGGGGGAGUUCUUUAUCAACAAUCAGUUACCAGCAGGGGAAGAAGCCCUUCAUCACAGCAUGACUCUACUGCUUCUAGGCAGAUAAAUAGUGGGGUUGAGGGCAGUGGUUCUGAGGAUGAGAACCAAAGCUUAGUUGUAUCUGGUAAGGAUUCCAAAGUAUGAAUUCCAAGUAAAUAUUUAUUCUUGCUGCCGGAGAGGCAAAUUUAUGAUGUAGAAAGGUUAUACAUCAUUGGGCACAACCUUUUGAUAUUGCUGUUGGAUCAGACAAUCUAAGCUAGUGUUGCUUUUAUUGUGAAACUUCUCUGGUUUUGCAAUUUCUUAAUACAGUCUAUUCGCCUUUUUUCUAAACAAGAAAAAGAAUCUUGAUAUGUGUAUAUGACAUGCUUUA